This is a messenger RNA of Aaosphaeria arxii CBS 175.79, 1651 nucleotides long. RefSeq lists its product as uncharacterized. Lineage: Eukaryota; Fungi; Ascomycota; Dothideomycetes; Pleosporales. Gene Ontology annotation, biological process: mitochondrial translation. The transcript is spliced from 2 exons. Gene Ontology annotation, cellular component: mitochondrial small ribosomal subunit. The coding region runs from base 192 to 1463 and encodes 423 amino acids. Gene Ontology annotation, molecular function: structural constituent of ribosome. The record is from RefSeq and is a predicted model, not a curated record.
CGUGAGAAUACCCUAGCUCUGGAGGUCGGAAGGCUUGGCACUGGGAGCUUUUUUCUGCCUCCAUGAUGGGACGAGGACGGAACACCAAGUGCACCAGCCACAACAUUUCGAUUUUUGGACUCUAACAGCGUCCUCCGCGUGAAGGUGCUGUGUAGGCUUCGUUCUGCAAUCCAUUGGACUUAAUUGGCAGGAUGCCUCCACGGUUGGGGUCAACACGGUUGACCUCAAAGGCAUCGAGUUCUUCUUCGACUCUUACGGCCGCCGCCCGCCCCUCCACAGUCGCCUGCACACAGCGCCAGUUCUCACAGACAUCGAGUCAGCAGGUUACCAGGCGAAGACGGGAGUUCUAUCAAUGGCUCAACGGUCCGGGUAGACAAUUGAGGAAACCGCUUCCCAAUUCGACUAACUACCUUGGUGCUUGGGACAAGUACGGAAACCUGGUACGAGCACCGCCAACCUGGGAGCGAAAGACCCCAGAACAAUUAGAGAAAGAGGAGGCGGAAAAGGCAAAAGCGAAGGCAAAAGCGAAGGCGGACGCGAUAGAGAAAGCUAAAAAAGAGGGCGAGGAGGGCAAGGCUAAGACGCCGGCUGAAGAGGAAAAGCCUGACGAUCUCGAGGCCUCCGUGAGACGUGAUGAGGAAAAGGCCAAGGCACAAGAGGAACAGGAUCCGAACUACCUUCCCCAGGAGUCGGAAGAAGAUUUGCAGCCGUUCCCGCUCAACAGAUAUUUCAGAAGUCAACCAGUAUUGAGUGAAGCGCUAAGGGAGGAGAUCUACCAGAGGGUGACAAGAGAUGGAGCCACUGUAUCGCUGGCAAGUGUCGAGUUCGGCGUCAGCAAUGAGCGCGUCGGCGCGGUCGUGCGACUGAAGCAACUGGAGAAAGAAUGGAUCGCUCAGGGCAAACAACUCGCACAACCCUACGCCAAAGCUGUGUUGCAAAUGCUCCCUCAGACCCCUUUCAUCGACCAAUCGCUCCCCGAGAACAAAAACACACGACCCAUUCCCCACGAACCCAUCAACGACCUGAUCGUCCACCCCGCCACCCGACAACAGCUAUUCGUCCCCGUCGCCGAGUCCCGCAAAUUCACGCGUGAGGACGCCGGAAAGGCUUUCGCAAACGAUCUCCUCCCCGCCGACGCCCGCAUCCCGCAUCCCGAGCUUGUCCAGGCCGAGCGCGAGAUCGCAGAGGGUCUGCCCCGGGCUCAGAGGGAACAACGCGCGGUCGAGCGCUUCCAGAAGGAGCAGGCCGCCAAGGCAGCGGCGGAGGCAGCGAAGAAGGCAGAGGAGGCCCGCUCCCGAAACGUUGUGCCCCAGCGACGAUGGGACUACGUCUUCACGGAUGUGAGCGUGGAGCGCGCGGGCAAGGAUGGCCGAGGCGUUGGAGGCGUGGGUUGGAGGUACGGUUUCCCCCACGAGGACAGGAAGAAGGGACAGGUCAAGAUUCCCACGAAGGUCGACGCAUAGAUUUAGGGAGGGUUGUGGUUGGUCGAAAUCAAGUGUACGAUAUGUAUUAUCGUUUGUAUAUUUUAUUUCCCUCUAUGUCUCCCCGCCUCUUGGAAGUGGAGAGAACUUGGUUGGGCAUGGCAUAGCAUGGCAUUGUGCAAUCAAAAGCGGCAAGGCCUGGCUUAAAUAUCAAUGAUGUCUGAACGUUA